AUGCACUUUCCUUUGGACAGAAGUGGCGAUGAAGAAGAAGAAGAAGAAGAUGAUGAUGAUCCUGAUGAUGAUGAUGAUCCUGAUGAUGAUCCUGAUGAUGAUCCUGACGAUGAUCCUGAUGAUGAUCCUGAUGAUGAUGAUGAUGAUGAUCCUGAUGAUGAUGAUGAUCCUGAUGAUGUUGAUGAUCCUGAUGAUGAUGAUCCUGAUGAUGAUGGUGAUGAUCCUGAUGAUGAUGGUGAUGAUCCUGAUGAUGAUGAUGAUCCUGAUGAUGAUGAUGAUCCUGAUGAUAAUGAUGAUCCUGAUGAUAAUGAUGAUCCUGAUGAUGAUGAUGAUCCUGAUGAUGAUGAUCAUGAUGAUUGUGAUGAUGAUCCUGAUGAUGGUGAUGAUGAUCCUGAUGAUGGUGAUGAUGAUGAUCCUGAUGAUGGUGAUGAUGAUGAUCCUGAUGAUGAUGAUGAUGAUGAUCCUGAUGAUGAUCCUGAUGAUGGUGAUGAUGAUGAUCCUGAUGAUGAUCCUGAUGAUGAUCCUGAUGAUGAUCCUGAUGAUGAUGAUGAUGAUGAUGAUGAUCCUGAUGAUGAUCCUGAUGAUGAUGAUCCUGAUGAUGAUGAUCCUGAUGAUGAUGAUCCUGAUGAUGAUGAUCCUGAUGAUGAUGAUCCUGAUGAUGAUGAUGAUCCUGAUGAUGAUGAUCCUGAUGAUGAUGAUGAUCCUGAUGAUGGUGAUGAUGAUGAUCCUGAUGAUGGCGGCCAUGCGCGCGUGUGCGGAAGUCUUGGGCAGACCGAGGGCGUCGUGCUCUCGUCGCCGCCCUUCCCCCAGAGUCCACUGUCGCAGUAUACAUGUUGUCAGUAA
This is a messenger RNA of Schistocerca serialis cubense, 843 nucleotides long. RefSeq names its product clumping factor B-like. NCBI's taxonomy places the organism in Eukaryota, Metazoa, Arthropoda, Insecta, Orthoptera, Acrididae. The record is from RefSeq and is a predicted model, not a curated record. The coding region runs from base 1 to 843 and encodes 280 amino acids. The transcript is spliced from 2 exons.